Cataglyphis hispanica is the source of this 2977-nucleotide messenger RNA. RefSeq names its product peptidylglycine alpha-hydroxylating monooxygenase (gene Phm). Gene Ontology annotation, biological process: peptide metabolic process. Bases 124 to 1125 code for a protein of 333 amino acids. The record is from RefSeq and is a predicted model, not a curated record. Gene Ontology annotation, molecular function: copper ion binding; oxidoreductase activity, acting on paired donors, with incorporation or reduction of molecular oxygen, reduced ascorbate as one donor, and incorporation of one atom of oxygen. Lineage: Eukaryota; Metazoa; Arthropoda; Insecta; Hymenoptera; Formicidae. Gene Ontology annotation, cellular component: extracellular region; membrane. The transcript is spliced from 3 exons.
CAAUUUACGUCACGCGUUAGUUAGGCGUCAUAUGUCGUAUCGACCGACCUGUAGCGUUUAACAGGUGGAUACCUUAUCGUAUCAUUGAUAAGGGUCAAAGAGCGUAAAUUCUGGUGUUUGAAAAUGUUGGGAAAACACUCGUUAACGUAUUGUUUCGCGUUUGCCGUUUUCUUCAAAUUCACGUGUUGUUAUGACGUCAAGAAAUACUCGUUGCUUAUGCCAAACGUGAGACCCAAUACGCCUGAACUAUAUCUAUGUACUCCAGUUCGGAUAAAUUAUAAAAAAAAUUAUUAUAUUACUGGUUUUGAGCCAAAUGCAACAAUGGAAACAGCUCAUCAUAUAUUGCUUUAUGGCUGCUCCAAGCCAGGUAGUGCAAAGCCAGUUUGGAAUUGCGGAGAAAUGAUGAUUAGUGCAAAUAAUCGAGAUACAGCUUCUCCUUGUAGCGAAGGGACUCAGAUUAUCUAUGCAUGGGGAAGGGACGCUCCCAAAUUAGACUUACCAGAUGGAGUGGGCUUUAAAGUAGGUGGUAAAUCUUCUAUACAGUAUAUUGUCCUGCAAGUACAUUACGCACAUAUUGAUCACUUCAAGAACGGUAGAACAGAUAACUCAGGUGUAAUUCUGCAUUAUACGACAUACCCAUUGAGUAAAUUAGCUGGUGUUAUCCUGUUAGGAACAGGUGGUGUCAUACCACCUAGGGAAAUAGUACACAUGGAAACUUCUUGUUCUAUAACAGAGAAUAAAACUAUUUAUCCGUUCGUAUAUAGAACACAUACUCAUUCGCUCGGAAAGGUAGUGUCUGGUUAUGUAGUGAAACCAAAUAACACAUGGAUCGAACUCGGUAAGAGAGAUCCAUUGACUCCUCAAAUGUUUUAUCCUGUUACUCACAAAGUUCCAAUUACGUAUGGUGAUAGACUGACGGCUCGUUGUACAAUGGAAAAUACACGCGAUAGACCAACUUAUAUAGGUUUAACGAAUGAAGAUGAAAUGUGUAAUAUGUAUAUUAUGUAUUAUGUUGAGAAUGAUAGCCCGCUAAAGCAGAAAUAUUGCUUUUCUCAAGGACCACCUUUGUAUUAUUGGAAUCAAGAGUUCAGAAACAUUCCUGACAAAGAGGCAUCUACAUUGUAAUAUUCCAACCAAUAGAUCAAUAAUAGAUCAAUUUUAUUUUAUCAUGCAGAAUUAGGAAAAAUCCUAAUAUUUCCACAGAUUGUAUAUUUAAAUGCAUUUAAAUUCAGUGGGAUAAAAUUUAUAUUUAGAGAUUAAAUCAUCCUAAUAUAAUUUACAACUGAUUUUUUGUUUUAUAUAUAUAUAUAUACACACAAUCAUUUACAUUGCUAUACUCUUGUUAUGAAAUUUAUAUGAAAUGAAUUUAGCAAUGUUUUCUUAAAUUUAAAAUUAUAUAUAACUUUGAAGUUGUUAAUAGCAUAUGAAAUUUUAACAAGGUGUGAUUAUUGUUUUUUAAGAUAAAAUAAAGGCAGUACUCAUUCUUUUUAAUUUUGAAGUAAAAAUAUAAUAUGAAAAUAUAAUGUGAAAUGCUUUUGCAAAAUAAUUUAAUUUAAUUAUUAAUUAUUAAAAUAAAAUAUAAUAAUUACACACAUAAAUUAUUCAGAAUUAAUUUCUAAUGUUUUACUUUUCAAGUAAUUAUAGUUGAGAAUGAACUAUGAUCAGGGUACAUUGUACUUAUUUUACACUCUGUGACUAACUCUUGAAAGAUUUGAUAUUAAUUUAUAGUGGAAUACCUCUUAUUGUCAAUUGUUAUAAAUGUGACAUAUAAUCAUCUUGAAUUGCUAUUGCAAUUUAUACUGCAAGUUGCUGACCGGUUGUUUGUACACAAUAUGUAUAAUUUUUGUGACACAAAUUAGUCUACAUUGAUCAAUAGUUUAAAUUGGCUUACCACUUAAUCAAUAAUUGUACUUUACAAUGUACUCUUUUGAAGUUAUAAAUUUGAUUUCAAAUUAUAUAUAAAAUUAAAUAUUAUUUUAUAUUGGAAUUAUCAUAUAUGUGUAUAUGUACCGAAGCACGAUGCAGAUGUGAUAUAAAGAAGAUGCAUAAAGAGAUAACACUAAACUUAGGCCUAGUGUUUCAGUUAAUAUUUAUAAUUAUGUAAUUUGUCAUUAUACGUAAUUUGAAAAGAGUUAUUGAAGAUUAUAUAUAUAUGUGUGUAUAUGUACGUAUAUAUUCUUUUAUCUUAAUAGCCAAUUCAUUGAUUAUUAGCAGUAUCAGAAUUGAAACAUUUAACACAAUUACAUACUCAAUAUACCUCAAUAUAAUUAAAUAAUCCCGAUAUAUAUCAUUAACAGAAUGGCAGUUUAUUUUUUGUAACAUUUGUAACAAUUUAUUUUUUGUAACAUAUACAUUCCAAACAGAUUUUCGAAAUGAUUAUAAACAGGUGCAAUUGUUCAUUAAUUAAUAAUAAUUAAAAAUAUUUAUUAUUAAUUAACGAAUUAGUUUUUUUAGCAAAAGAAUGUGCUAAAGACUAUGUAGAUAUAUUAAUUAUUAAUUUUUUUUUAUACGCGAAAAGUUUUAUUCGAAACUAACAAUAAGGCCAAAAUGAUGUUAUCAUAUAAAUCGUAUUGUAGCACGAAAUUUCAUUUAAUCUCAAGCAGCUUACUGAGAAUUAUCAGUCUGGUAAUUUGAUUAAUGAUUUGAGGAGAAUUAUUUUAGAACGUUUCUCCCGAAACGAGAUGUCAAUAUAUGUGAAAUCGGCGAGAAUACUGUUUCAGAAAUGUAACGAAGUCUUUCUUUUCAUAUCUUCCUUAAAUAUUGUACAUAUAUAUGUACAAUCGCUCAGGCAUCUCCACUUGACUUCUCGAAACUACAUUUAAAUAUUAAAUAAAGAAAUAUAGAUCUUUUUCCCCGUCCCAGCGUAUUUUUCGCGAGACCAUUGAUGGAUCGAUAUUUAUUUUCGAGCAUAUAUAAGCGUAUACAAACUAAAAAUCUAAUUAUAAGAUUUAUGGAUUCAAUAAACAACUUACGCAAA